Messenger RNA from Naegleria gruberi, 574 nucleotides. RefSeq lists its product as uncharacterized. The transcript has a single exon. Gene Ontology annotation, biological process: cytoplasmic translational initiation. Gene Ontology annotation, cellular component: cytoplasmic stress granule. The record is from RefSeq and is a predicted model, not a curated record. Lineage: Eukaryota; Heterolobosea; Eutetramitea; Acrasida; Naegleriidae. Gene Ontology annotation, molecular function: RNA helicase activity; translation initiation factor activity; ATP binding. The annotation marks the transcript as partial.
AUGGUUAAUAAUGAUAUUACCGUAACUGUAGAAGAUGACUACAAGCAAAAGAGCGGAAAGGCUAGAUAUGAACAAAAAGAAGUUAAGGAAUUUGAUGAUAUGAAUCUUAAGGAAGAUUUACUCAGAGGAAUUUACUCUUAUGGUUUUGAAAAGCCAUCAAUUAUCCAACAACGUGCCAUCUUGCCAAUCACUACUUCUGAACCACCAGCAGACGUUAUUGGUCAAGCCCAAUCUGGUACUGGUAAGACUGCUACUUUUACUAUUUCAUUGCUUCAAAGAUUAAAUAUUUCUCCUGAUGUUAUCCAACCACAAGGACUUGUUUUGGCUCCAACAAGAGAAUUGGCUCAACAAAUCCACAAGGUCAUCAUGUCAUUGGGUGAAUAUAUGAAGGUUAAAGUACACGCUUGUGUUGGUGGUACUAAAGUUCAACACGAUAUUGCCAUUCUUGAAGAAGGUGUCCACAUUAUUGUUGGUACUCCUGGACGUGUUUUCCACAUGAUUCAAAGUGGUCACUUGAACGUUAACAGCAUUAAGAUGUUAGUUAUCGAUGAAGCCGACGAAAUGUUGAGCAGAG